Messenger RNA from Cercocebus atys (sooty mangabey), 1316 nucleotides. RefSeq names its product COP9 signalosome subunit 4 (gene COPS4). The transcript has 10 exons. Gene Ontology annotation, cellular component: COP9 signalosome; cytosol. Bases 94 to 1287 code for a protein of 397 amino acids. The record is from RefSeq and is a predicted model, not a curated record. Lineage: Eukaryota; Metazoa; Chordata; Mammalia; Primates; Cercopithecidae.
UCUCAGGUUCCCUCUGGCUGCACUCUGGAGGACCACACUCGUUUUCUUUUUGGCUGCCAGAGGCCCCGCAUCCACCGCUGAGCUGGGAGAAAGAUGGCGGCAGCCGUGCGACAGGAUUUGGCCCAGCUCAUGAAUUCGAGCGGCUCUCAUAAAGAUCUGGCUGGCAAGUAUCGUCAGAUCCUGGAAAAAGCCAUUCAGUUAUCUGGAGCAGAACAACUAGAAGCUUUGAAAGCUUUUGUGGAAGCAAAAACUUUUCCACAUUACCUGACUUCAAACAUAUCCAGUGAUCUUGAAAAUUACUCAAAAUUCAGGCUGGAAUUUUAUAUGGUAAAUGAGAAUGUCAGUCUUGUGAUCUCGCGGCAGUUGCUGACUGAUUUUUGCACACAUCUCCCUAACUUGCCUGAUAGCACAGCCAAAGAAAUCUAUCACUUCACCUUGGAAAAGAUCCAGCCUAGAGUCAUUUCAUUUGAGGAGCAGGUUGCUUCCAUAAGACAGCAUCUUGCAUCUAUAUAUGAGAAAGAAGAAGAUUGGAGAAAUGCAGCCCAAGUGUUGGUGGGAAUUCCUUUGGAAACAGGACAAAAACAGUACAAUGUAGAUUAUAAACUGGAGACUUACUUGAAGAUUGCUAGGCUAUAUCUGGAGGAUGAUGAUCCAGUCCAGGCGGAGGCUUACAUAAAUAGAGCAUCAUUGCUUCAGAAUGAAUCAACCAAUGAACAAUUACAGAUACAUUAUAAGGUAUGCUAUGCACGUGUUCUUGAUUAUAGAAGAAAAUUCAUUGAAGCUGCACAAAGGUACAAUGAACUCUCUUACAAGACAAUAGUCCACGAAAGUGAAAGACUAGAGGCCUUAAAACAUGCUUUGCACUGUACGAUCUUAGCAUCAGCAGGACAGCAGCGUUCUCGGAUGCUAGCUACUCUUUUUAAGGAUGAAAGGUGCCAGCAACUUGCUGCCUAUGGGAUCCUAGAGAAAAUGUACCUAGAUAGGAUCAUCAGAGGAAAUCAGCUUCAAGAAUUUGCCGCCAUGCUGAUGCCUCACCAAAAAGCAACUACAGCUGAUGGUUCUAGCAUCUUGGACAGAGCUGUUAUUGAACACAAUUUGUUGUCUGCAAGCAAAUUAUAUAAUAAUAUUACCUUUGAAGAACUUGGAGCUCUUUUAGAGAUCCCUGCAGCUAAGGCGGAAAAGAUAGCAUCUCAAAUGAUAACAGAAGGACGUAUGAAUGGAUUUAUUGACCAGAUUGAUGGAAUAGUUCAUUUUGAAAGUAAGAGGUUUUGUGUAUUUCUGUCAUAAUGAAAUAGCAGUGAACUGUUGUUAUAUUU